AUUAAUAGUAGUGUGAGAAGUAAUUAUUUUUGAAUGGAAGUGUCUGCAUCAUUGAUCCUGAAGUUCUCCAUAUAAAAGAAGGAAGAUGCCAACGGACAACUUAUGGGAUUUGGCAGUAGAGCAAGCUCAGAAAGAAGAAGACGUAACCAGCUGUCACAAAGAUUCUACAGUUGUAUUUGUUGGAAGCAAGCAAGGAGGUAAGACAAGCAUUAUUUAUCGUUUCGUGGAACGUGCUGAGAAUCCCAAGCCAACAUUAGCUCUUGAAUAUCUUUUUGGACGACGCAGUAGAGGAUUAGACACUGUUAAAGAAGUAUGUCAUAUGUGGGAGCUAGGUGGUGGAACUUUAUUCACUCAGCUUUUGGAAAUUCCAAUAACUAUGGAGUCUCUAAACACAUUGAGUAUUGUGCUAGUUCUAGACUUGUCAGUUCCAGAGGAAAUGUGGUUUACAAUGGAAACACUUCUGCAUGCUGUUCGCUCAGAGAUCAACCAGGUGUUGAACUCUUCUGCUGCCAAAACUGUUGGGCUAAAGGAGACAUUGAUGGAUCUAGCUUGGAAACGUAUUGGAGAGGACCAUAUGGAUAAAGAUAUGAUUGACCCAUUUCCUGUUCCUCUUCUUAUUUUGGGAACAAAAUAUGAUAUCUUUCAAGAUCUUGAUCCAGAAAAGAAGAAAGUGAUUUGCCGCUGUUUGAGGUUUGUAGCUCACACCAAUGGGGCUGCUCUGCAAUUUGUUAGCACAAAAGUUGAAAAUUUGGUUACAAAAGCUCGAGUGGUAAUCAGCCACAUGGUAUUUGGAACACCAGCAAGUUAUUCAGGAAACAUGCCAUUAUCUGACGAGGAUCCAGGGAAAUCUUACAGCAGAUCAGUUGACCUCUGGAAACACACAUUCACAACUCAUUUUCCUCAAGUGGUUAACAAGGCAGCUCCUCCUGAUGACCCUGCUAAAGAUCCCAACUUUAAAGAAAGGGAUGUUGACAUGAUUAGAUCUCAAAAAGACAAGGAAUUGGAACAAUACAGAAGAGACUUAGACCACAAGAGGCAAGAUUGGGAGGCCUUAAACUUUAUGUAGUCAUACUGUAUAAAUACUUGUAUUUUUGGCACUGUGUUCACAUGAUUUUAACACUUUUUAUCAGCUGAAACCAUAUAGGCCGUUUAUUUUAAUGUGAACUUUGAACUGUGCACUUAAAGCACAUUGUAUUAUUUAACAUUAUGUUAAAAUUGUUUAAACAUAUUGUUAAAUUAUUAUGUGAUCACAGUUUGGCUCAGUAUAACUGGUGAUAGAAGGACACGUUUGGUAUAUACAGGAAUAACUGGACAAAAUAAGACAUUAAAAUAAGCUUUUAUGUAUUUGCAUGUCCAGUAUCACAAAUUGGUGUAUUUUACAAAACUGAAUAUAAUUCAUAAACAAAUGUAUAGUAGCUGCCUAUCCCAACAUUGUACCACUGAUGUCCUAGAUAAGUAUUGCACUAAUACAUUUUUAUCAUUCUUUCAAACACCAGCAUAUAACCAACAAAAGCCAACUUUCUGUCUAUGCCCUAAAAACUGGGUUUUGAUAUUUUGAUACCUGUUGUGGGCAUUGCACAGAUAGCCCGUUGUGUAGCUUUGUGGUUGAUUACAAACAGUUUAUUGAUUGUGUAACUUUAGUUAGCUUGACAUACAAAUAAGUAGUUUCCAACAAGUUUCUGUUUAUUCAUAUAGUCUGUAUUAGGAAAAUAUAUACAGUGAAACAUUGAAAGAUAAUUUCAAAAAAGAUCUUUACAUCCAGAGUAGUGGGAAAAUUUAUUAGAACACCCCAUUUUUCCUGUAGUUUUGAUAUGUUGUGCCAUUGAAAUAAAACCAAUUUAGUUUAAAAUGUUGGGGAAAAGAAAGAUUCAAAAUAAGCAAAAUUGUUGAUUUUUUUCACUGAAUCUAUGACUAAUGAAAAGCAACAGAAGAUUUUUUUUAAAAGUUGUUCAAGAUGUUUCAUCUGAAUACAAAGUGGUAAAAUAUUGUAACACAUGACUGCAUUUAGUUUCUGUACCAGUCACAACUGACAAAAAUGUUAAUUGGAUUGAAGAAAAAUUUAAAAAGACUUUGACUAUUCACCAAGUACAGUGAAGUAGGUAAGCUAGUCACAAUUAAUUCCCUGAAAAAACACAGAAAAACUGUGAAAAACCUCAGUGAUGACCAUAACAAGUCAGAUAAAGUUUCAAAAGGUACAGUCUCAAGAAUUCUGCAGAAAUGUGGCCUUUGAGGAACAGUAGCAGCAUUAAACCCUUCAGUACAUAAAGAGAAUACAGCAAAGAGACUAGCUUUAGAACAGUAGUAUAAAGUGGUUUGGACAGAGAAGGCUAAAUUUGAAUUGUUUAUUCUAACCAGCAUUUAAAUGUUUACCAAAGAUUUAAUGACAGGUUGCAGAAGGAGUGCCUUGUGGUAACAGUCAAGCAUGCAGAAGUCUCUGUAAUGGUUUGGAGAGCAGUAUCUAAAAUGGUGUUGGCCAUCUUCACAAAAACUGAUGGAAUCAUGAAUUAUCAUAAGCACCACAGUACAUUAUUCUACAUACUAUACCAGGUACUCUGGAAAGAAGCUGAUUGGGCAAAAUUUUAUAUUUAAAGAAGAUAGUGUUAAUGACCCCUUUCACACUUCCAAAAAAUGUUGUGCUUGUUUGGCAAAUAAAGAAUGCUCAUGAGAUAUCCAGUGAAUGGAAUAGCUGCUACAAAGUCCAGACCGUAAUCUCAUAGAACAAAUCUGAAAUUUACUGGACUUUAUGCUUGGCAAAAGUACCAACUGUAAUAAAAAAAAAAAAAAGCCUCUGAUCACGUUUUCAAGAAAAAUGUAAUCAAAUUAACCAGAGACUUUGAGUAAAUACACAGGCACAAUGCCACAAAGAUGGCCACAAUUACAAUUUAUUUCUAUAACAAAUUUUGUGUGUAAAGAUUAUAUAAUGAUAAUUCUUUAAGUUAUUAUAUAUAUAUAUUUGCACACUAUUGUAUAUGUAAUAGAGUAUUGAUUCAAUAAAUUAUGAAAUAUAAUACAUGUAAAUAAAAUAACUAACAAAAUAGUGUGAAGUAUAAAAGUAUACUAUAAAUUAAAUAAUGUAUGGAUGAUAUGUAUAGGUUUUUUAGGUAUCUGUUGAAGUAAAAUCCCUCUG
Molecule: messenger RNA, 3127 nt
Organism: Limulus polyphemus (Atlantic horseshoe crab)
Lineage: Eukaryota; Metazoa; Arthropoda; Merostomata; Xiphosura; Limulidae
Product: cytoplasmic dynein 2 light intermediate chain 1-like
Exons: 13
Coding region: 86-1066 (326 amino acids)
Biological process (GO): intraciliary transport involved in cilium assembly; intraciliary retrograde transport
Cellular component (GO): ciliary basal body; axoneme; cytoplasmic dynein complex
Molecular function (GO): dynein heavy chain binding
Source: RefSeq, a predicted model, not a curated record